Messenger RNA from Capsella rubella, 2308 nucleotides. Its product is annotated as E3 ubiquitin-protein ligase RLIM. Bases 153 to 2030 code for a protein of 625 amino acids. The transcript is spliced from 9 exons. NCBI's taxonomy places the organism in Eukaryota, Viridiplantae, Streptophyta, Magnoliopsida, Brassicales, Brassicaceae. The record is from RefSeq and is a predicted model, not a curated record.
UCCCUUACCCGACCCGUAACUAUCUGAGGUCCAAUCGUUGCACCCCUCUGAGCAAGAGGAGGAGAUAGGGCAAUUGUGAUCGAUGCAGUUGCUUCUCAUCGAACAACUAGGGUUGGGUUUCGAUUCGCACUUUCUAAUCACAUUCAAUCGGGAUGGAGAACACUGACGUUGAAAUGGUAAUCACCAUUCCUGAUACUCCAGAUAGACCGGUACGACGUCGAGAGGUUAAUAGAAGACCACAUUCUCCAGAAGCACUGAGAUAUCCAAGAGAAGAGUACCGUAAUUAUCUUAACGGUAGAACUAGAUCAUCCCCUGAAAUUGCGGAAAACCGUGGAUCUUCUGAUACACCAACUGAGAAUGGACAUCGCUCGCGCUCUUUGUUUAGGAGAGCAGCGGUUGACAAGGAUAAAGGAAAAUCCAUCUCCACAGAUCCACGCGGGGCUCGUGUUGAGAAAAAUCCGGUUUUAAAUUUGAAUCAUCAUAAUGGACAUGCUCAUGUUGCUGCAUCGAGAUACUUACCAUCUGAAGGUAUAAGAGAAUUGCACACAAGUAGUGGUUCUUCUCCUUCACGAAGUGAUCUUGUACUGCCCGGGAUCAGUAAUAAGGGCAAAGAAAAAACAGAUUGUGGAUCUGUUUCUAAUAGAGAAACAAUUGACCUUUCCAGUGACAGACAACAGAACAGAGGCACUAAAAGAUUGGUAAGACAUGGCUGCAUAUCCCCACAUGGAAUAGCAGCUAGAGCAAGACAAGCUGCUGAUACCAUUUCCAAGGAAACAGUUAGUGUUGAACAGGAGCUAGCUCCUGAACCUGCGUCUUUGAUUGGUAUUAGACAGAUUGUUUCUGGAAACGAUAUUCAUGGAAGAGCUAGAGGCAAAAGACCAGAAAGUUCGCACACCAGGGUGGCGAGUAGAGAUGGCUUGGAGGGGUGGGUUACUACGGGUAACCGGAAAUCAAAUAUGGACCAUGAAAUGAAUCAGAGGGAUGAGAGUGACACACGUGGAAUUUGUAGUUCUGUUUCCAGACUUGAUGUGCAUGAAACGGGUGUAGUGGAAAGAGAAUCUAGACAACAACGACGGCGGAAAAAUGGAUUUGCUACUUCAAGGGCUUCAAAUGAGCCAGAAGUUACUGUUACUAGAUCUUCUGGGGAACCAUCUAGUUCAAGGCCACCACGAAUUCAGAACCAUCAAAGAUACAGCACCCAAGUGUUGGAAAUUGAAGAUUCUUCUCCUGAAGUACGGGUCUUCCAGGGUCCUAGACAUAUUGACAACGCUGUAUCUGAUGUGAAUGUAAGACAAAUAGAAGCAGAUGAGAUUUUGGCCCGUGAAUUGCAAGAACAGCUCUACCAAGAAGAGAUGUUGAUCAGAUCCGAGCAGAUCGAUUUAAACAUAGCCAGGUUGCUGGAACAAGAAGAGAUUCCUCUCCGUGCUUCUUCAAGUCGUUCUUCUACUCGUAAUACUCGGAACUCUGAUGCUAUUGCAGCAAGCCCAGGUGGGAGAAGUCGCCUGGAAGCACGACUACAACAACAGUCUUCAAGGAGGCGACUGAAUCCUCCACAGGCUCGUGCUCGUGCUCCUGUUAGAGCACCACCACGGGGUCGAGGUCAUCGAUUAGGUCGUGCAUCUGGUUUUCUAGAUAGAGCUUUGAAUCUCGGUUUUUCAAAUGAUAUGAGCUUUGAUGCGAGAAUAGAUUUUCUAGAGGGACUAGAGAAUGCCAUUGAACACUCAUUCAACAAUCGCAAUCUUCUUCACAUGGAUCGUGACUUUACCGAAGAUGAUUACGAAAUGCUGCUAGCUCUUGAUGAAAACAACCAUCGACAUGGUGGUGCUUCUACUCAACGCAUUAACAACUUACCAGAGUCUACAGUUCAGACUGAUAAGUUUGAAGAAACUUGUGUUAUUUGUCUUGAAACACCGACGAUCGGAGACACCAUACGUCAUCUUCCUUGUUUGCACAAAUUCCAUAAAGAUUGUAUUGAUCCGUGGCUAGGACGGAGUAAAGCAUGCCCGGUUUGCAAAUCCUCGGUUACUUGAUAAGGCUUUCAAAAACGCAACGGAGAAUGUUACAAAUUUAUCAUUUCACCCUUCCAAGCAGGUGGAUCCUCUGGAAUCGUCUUCCUGGUAAGCCAAACAACAUUCUUCGCCAUCGAAUUUGAAACUCAUGAAACCGUUUUUACUACCGUUUACGCGGGAGGAAGUAACUUUGUAUCUCUCUGUGAUUAUUUAUUUAGUUGGGUUUAAAUUUUUCUAGCUAAAAACUUUUUCGUAGAUUAAGUAGUCGGUUUUAAUAUCAUCACUUUAGUUUUUUGGUC